Molecule: messenger RNA, 2298 nt
Organism: Ananas comosus (pineapple)
Lineage: Eukaryota; Viridiplantae; Streptophyta; Magnoliopsida; Poales; Bromeliaceae
Product: synaptotagmin-2-like
Exons: 12
Coding region: 414-2030 (538 amino acids)
Cellular component (GO): endoplasmic reticulum
Molecular function (GO): lipid binding
Source: RefSeq, a predicted model, not a curated record
UCCCUCUUUCCUUCUCUUUCUCUCUCUUCUUACAACAUUACCGACACUCACAAUUAUACUCAAAUGGGGUCUCUCCCCAUCCCCUCUCUUUAUUAUGAUUAUUAUUAUUAUUAUUAUCAUUUAUUAUUUUUCAUUUUAUUAUUAUUAUUAUUAUUAUUGCUACCCCUUCAUUAAUUCCUCUUGUGGGAAACGCCCCAAAAAAGCCUCCUUCGCACACAUUAAUGCUCACUGGUUCGCAUUUACUUAUUUCCAAAACCCCUCCUUUCCCUUUCCCCAACCGUUUCUUUCUUUCUUAAUUUUGUAAAAAAAUCCUUUUUUUUUUCCUCUUUUUUAAUUUGUUUUACAGGGAUUUUUGGGUUUUUUUUUGGGGGGUGGGUGGUGGGAGAUUUGGGUGAUAUAGAGAGGGAUUAAAGAUGGGUUUUUUUAGCACUUUAUUGGGUUUCUUUGGAUUCGGCAUUGGGGUUUCUCUGGGGAUUGUUGUGGGUUAUUACCUCUUCAUCUACUUCCAACCCACUGAUGUAAAGGAUCCCGUUGUUAGGCCACUUGUUGAACUAGAUGAGAAAUCUUUGCAGCGUAUGCUUCCUGAAAUACCUUAUUGGGUGAAAAAUCCGGACGUUGAUAGAAUUGACUGGCUGAACAAGUUUAUUGAACAGAUGUGGCCUUAUCUUGAUAAGGCAAUCUGCAGAACUGCAAAGGAAAUUGCUAAGCCGAUUAUUGCUGAGAACACUGUGAAAUACAAAAUUGAAUCAGUUGAAUUUGAGACCUUAACAUUAGGUUCUUUGCCACCAACAUUUCAAGGAAUGAAGGUUUACAUCACAGAGGAGAAGGAGCUUAUCAUGGAACCGUCGAUCAAAUGGGCGGGAAAUCCUAACAUAACUGUUGCUGUCAAGGCAUUUGGGUUGAAAGCAACAGCACAGGUGGUAGAUUUGCAAGUCUUUGCUGUACCGCGCAUUACAUUGAAGCCGUUGGUUCCUAGCUUUCCUUGUUUUGCUAAUAUCUUUGUAUCUCUCAUGGAAAAGCCGCAUGUUGACUUUGGUCUAAAACUUCUGGGAGCAGAUGUCAUGUCGAUUCCUGGACUCUACAGAUUUGUUCAGGAGACUAUCAAGAAACAGGUAGCAAAUAUGUAUCUCUGGCCUAAGGUCCUAGAAGUGCCAAUUAUGGAUCCAACAAAAGCCCUGAAGAAGCCCGUGGGUAUUCUACAUGUCAAUGUUGUCCGAGGAUGUAAGCUGAAAAAGAAAGAUCUUAUGGGUAAAGCUGAUCCGUAUGUCAAAUUGAAGCUAACCGAUGAUAAGCUUCCGUCAAAGAAGACGACUGUAAAGCGCAACAAUCUUAAUCCCGAGUGGAACGAAGAGUUCAAGUUGGUAGUGAAAGACCCGGAAUCUCAAGUUGUGGAAUUCGAUGUUUUUGACUGGGAACAGGUUGGGAAGCAUGAUAAAAUGGGCAUGAAUGUUGUUCCAUUAAAAGAUCUAACUCCUGAUGAGACGAGAUCUUUUACGCUCGACUUGCUCAAAACUCUGGAUCCUAAUGAUCCACAGAAUGACAAGUCGCGCGGACAAUUAGUCGUAGAACUCACAUUCAAGCCGUUCAAGGAAGGUGAUAGCGAAAUUGAUACUAGUGAUGGUACUGACGUAAUCGAAAAGGCUCCUGAGGGUACACCAGCUGGUGGUGGUUUGCUUGUAGUUGCUGUUCAUGAAGCUCAAGAUCUCGAAGGAAAGCAUCAUACGAAUCCGUAUGUGAGAAUCCUUUUCAGAGGAGAGGAGAGAAAGACUAAGUGCAUUAAGAAAAACAGAGAUCCACGUUGGGAAGAGGAGUUCCAGUUCAUGUGCGAAGAGCCACCUACUAAUGAUAAGAUGCAUGUGGAAGUCCUUAGCAGGCCACCUAGUAUCGGCAUACACUCGAAGGAAACUCUGGGUUAUGUAGUCAUCAGCCUCGCAGACGUCGUCAGCAACAAGCGAAUCAACGAGAAAUACCAUCUGAUCGACUCCAAAAACGGGCGGAUUCAAAUCGAGUUGCAGUGGAGAACCUCUUAAGUGAGUAGUACUAGAUGAACAACUCAAGCUUCUUUCCUCUUUAAUAAAAUGAAUAGUUUUCUUGCUGUUUUCUCGCUUGUCAUGCACUGCCUCUGCAAUAAUUUGUAAGUUGUAUUCUUAUGUAUAUCUGACUAGAAGGUUUCUUUCUCUCUCCAAUCAUUUUUUUGUGCUCUUGUUCUCAGCAUUAUAAUGCAUGUAUGGAAGGAUCUUUUGACUAGUGCUCUUAAUUUCACUUGGUUGUCAUAAAUUGCAGAGUAUUAAUUUUCAA